Molecule: messenger RNA, 6721 nt
Organism: Amoebophrya sp. A25
Lineage: Eukaryota; Dinophyceae; Syndiniales; Amoebophryaceae
Source: the annotation of a GenBank genome assembly
AGGAACGUCGAAAAAGACAGGCUAGUCUCGUUUCGGUAAAAUUGUCUUCAUCGUGUUAGAGAUCCCAGAAGGUGGUGAGAAUGGUGCGUGCAGUUUCAGAGUCAUAUGCUAAUGGCCACCGUCGUCGGCUUUUUCUCUUGUGUCAUGUGUUUUUUUUGUGCGCAGCACCAAAAGUGGAAGCUUAACGAACCAAAGCCAGCGCGCCUGAGAAGUGGAAGGGCAACUGCGCUGCCGUCUCCCUUCCUACUACAGAAUAGCUUCGUGACAUGUCUCUCGCUUCGUGCGGAGGGCAAGCUUUCUAGUGCAAGGCCUGCAAGCCAACACUAGUCGCUUUCAAGCAGUCUGCCCUCGUGUGCAUGAGUGGAAGUCAACGCAUGCGAGCGCUUCCUCGCAUCUGCGAGCCGCUUAAUUCGGAAGCUUGUUUAGAUGCAUUCCAAGAGGAAGGCGCGCGCCGCACUGAGAUACUUCUUGCUUUGAUGUUUGCAUAUUUCGGUGACGAGAUGAGUCGCAAAUAUUUACGCAACUGCCACUAGGGGAAGCAGCGAAUACCUCAAAGAAUUUGCUUCACGGCUGGGCCUCUGGGCAAAGCCAUUCGGCAGUGGCAUCCGCGACAGGUGUGUGUUCUUUGGCAGCAUGCUUGGUUGCAUCACGUGCGCGCGCCGCUUUUGAAAAGGGGCCAGAGCCUACCGAAGCGAGGGAGCUGCUGAGGCCGAUGCCUUCCUUUUUUUCCUGGGUGGGCCUGCAGUAACUAAGUGCCCUGCCAGCUGAAGUUCGGGGGAGUAGAAGAACCUUGCGAAGCCUUUUAGGCUGGCGCAGAUCCUAGGGCUUGGUGUGGCGCACGCCUUUUAGCUUGGCUUUCGCUUUGAUGGGGAACUUGGCGCAGAUCUCAGUGCUUUCCUUCGUCUAUCUCGCAGCGCACUGGCAUUGCCGUGAGAAAGGAAGAUCGGCGCGGCUGCUAAAUAAUGAAAGCGCCCACAGCUUUGCCCGCUUUCGUCUUUCACGGCGUAAUGCAUUGGGAACAAGACUGCGGCACGUCGCCACUGUAUCGCCUCGACCCGCUUCGGCUUCGCGUGAAGAGAAGUCCGUGCCGACAGGUCCGGGCUGGGUGAAGCAUCCGCCGCCCCAUUUCAGUGCCGAGGCCACCUCAGCAGACGCAGAGAAGCAUACAGACGGAGAUGUGUUCACGGAUGACAUCUCUCCUCCUACUGAUAGUACAUGCAGCAUGCCAACCUUAGGACGGAUAACAGAUGUCCCACCCGUUGCUUGGAAAGCGUGUGACAGUGAUACGCCAACCUUCGCGCAUGACCACGCUUAUGGCAGGCUUAGCGCCUUAUUUUGUCUACCGCAGCACGUUAUAAACUUUUUUGAAUUUUCAAUAGUUAACUGAAUUGGUAGCCACCUAUCCUAAAUUUGGCGAGCAGUUGAAAAGGCUGCUGGGUUGCUGUUGCAGAUUGAUCGCUGGCAUCGUAGACGCGGAACAAACUGCCUGGGAUUUGAGUUGCGGCUUUGUUGAAGCCACAGGAGGCUUAGCUCCGAUCAGGACGCAUAGCCGCAGAAGAAUGCAGGAGCAGGCCUGCCAGGAGGCUCCUUCGAUAACUGCCUGCGCUAGCUCCAGCUUGCCAAAGCCUCUGUGUAAGAAGUACUCGCUCCCGUUCUAAAUUAUUUGCAACCUUAACCUUGAUUUAAUUUUAAUUAUGGGGGCCAGUCGCUUCGACACAGCCGGGACAUCUGUCAACAGCUAGCCCCCAUUUAUAACGCGUUGCGAAAAUCAAUAUCGCGUUGGCUAGGCCUGCCAUAACGCACAGCAGAGCAAUGGCACUACUUCUUCCAGUGGCCAUGCGAGUUCUGUUAUGGUGCACUGUCAGGCAAGCGAGUGGCUACACAUCAGUAAUGGAGAUACGUUCUGGAAAAUUGUGCGCAAGAGGGAGGUGACGAAUUAUACAACUACGCAACGCGUUUUUCAGGAAGCACUGAGCAGCGCUGGGCUCGCGGAUGUGGAGGAGUUUGAGGUUCAGCCUCGUGUGAAGCCAUGGGAGCUCUGGAUCCCGCCCCACACUGCGCAUAAACUCCACCCAAAGACGUCAGCGGCGUCACGGCUCGCUUGGCUUCUACGGGUCUCACCUAUCCCCAAAGAUGGGGACCCUCGAGUGCGCACCACGCCAGCGGCGAAAGGGGUAUGGAAUUCGUUGGAGGUAUUCUUUAACCCCGAAAACGCGACACAGCUGCAAUUUAGGUGUGGGAAGCAUCUAAACGUACGCUCCAAAUCUUUUCAGGAUGUAGACAAGAGGCGCCAAAUUUUAAAAGCAACAAGCAGCGCAAAACCACAAGCCCAAGACGAAGGCAAGAACAAUAAGAAGUAUUCCAUUUUGCACAUUUUUCCUGACGCAAUGGCGCGGGCGGCAUUCUUUCGGAAUAAUCUUGGCUGGUCCCGUACAGUCGAUUUUCUGCAGCAGGGUGCACGCAGUGAGGGUGGCGGAGGGUCGCAGUUGUCGGGCUCGAGGCUGUUCGCGUUUACCCGCUAUGUCUCUGAAGGAAUGAGCACACAGCAGAACACGAUGCCCAUGUUUGCCGGUGUUCCCUUAAAUAAUUUUGCCUUGAGUGCUCUUUCCGUGCAGAAGCACACUCGCACUCAGCUUGAUGGUGUGGACCUUGAUGACGCACAGGCGCGGUACGUUGCGAAGCAAAGGGCAGCUGCAAUCUAAGGCCCGCACUUGUGCUCCAUCUCUUCUGUGACUCCAAGGGCGUAGUAUCUCUAGACAAGCAAAGAUCUGAAUUCGUGUUAUGUAUGAUCCAGGGAUGGACUCGGGUCAGCUCUAAAAAAUACACUUCGAAAGCGCGAAAUAUGGCGGGCCGAAAACGGUUUUUUUGCAUGAGCACAAAGGAGAAGGCGUAGCCUCUAGUCACUCUUUUUUGCGAUCUUCAUCGCACUGGCUUUGGGAUGAGGCUGUGCAUACAGGUCACCGGGUUUUUCUUGGGUGUGAAGGAGGCAUGGGACACAUGAACGCGCUCACUGAUUUUAGCAAUGUCCAGUUUGCAACGGGAACAAGCAAUGACGUGUGGAAUGAUUAUCUCCAGCCCCCCGUUGGGGCUGCUCACGAAAUGCGCAAAAUGCAGUGCGUUGGCGAUCGUCACAUUAUAGCAACGCAGAUCGAAGAAGCGCUACAGUUUCUGCAUCAUCCCGGUGACGAAGACGACCCCAAACUUGUGAGUGUCAAGUUUGGCCAGGCACACAACCGCUGGCCAGAUGGGAAUCAGGUUGACGACCUAGCCCUCAACUUCUUGCGCCGUGCGUACAACAAAAAGCAGCAACUUGGCGUCAAUGUGUCCUCGUCGACCAUGAGUACGCCCGACUUGAUCACAUGGCUCGUCGCCGACCAUGGGUACGGGUACCUCGAUCGAUGGGAAAACAACGUAAAGAAGUACCCUGGCUCCGAUUUUGAGCGCCUCUUGCCAUUGAUGGCUCUGCUUUUGCCUGGCUCUUUGAUGAACUUAAGGCCCCUGCCGAUGAUUUCUGUACAUUUUUGGACACAUCCAAGAUGACGCUGUACUAGACCAGGGUCGACUCUUGUAUUAUUACACGUUUGAUACACCAUGUAACGCAGGCGCAAGGGGCGCUGGUCGGUCUAGGAUUUACUGAGCAUAGAGCGCCGAGCAAGAUCUUGCCCGCAAAAAUGAAGAUGAAGGAUGGAAAACCUAAGACGCAGUGGCCGCGCAUGUUUCGUCUGGCUUGUGCCUCACUGGUUGCUAAGUGCCGAGCCCGGCUAAGUCGGUGGCCUAGCUGUUCCAUAGCCAGCAGGCUGGCCAUUCCGGGCAGGUUGGUGCUAGGUGUGGAGUGGAAACGGGCUCUGGCCAGAACUAGCGGAGCUGGGUGUAGUUAACUUAAGCUGGCCGCGGCAGUGCCGGUCGCAUGGCUACACAGUACCUAGCCCCAUCGGGUGCCUGCGUCAAGUCCUAAGAGAAGCCGCCGCCUUUGCUAGUCUUAAGCGUGCGAGGCAGCGCCACGCACCCACGCCCACCGAAGUCCGGAGGGCCCCCGUUUGUUUCUGGGCUUGCUGGCCAUAGUUCCAGCCUACGACAUGCAGGCAAUGCCAGGCAUGCUCGGUCGAACUUCCGCGAGGGGUAGGCCAGUAGGCUUCGCUUGACGGGCCCCGGUGCUUUCUUUGGUUUUCCGUGCGUCUUGUCUACUUUUCAGCCCCUUGUGCCGAUUGGCCCUGCGUGCGGGGCACGUAUCUCUGGGGAUAGGGAUCACCCCCAGGGGCAUGCAACUCCGUAGGGGGGUCGUUCGUGUGGUUUUCUUUUUCUCCUGGGUGAGGCUCGAUGAGUUAACGCAGCUACAACCUUCCAUAGAUUUCCGUUUUGAUUUUGAAGUGUCUAGAAGAAGCGUACAGCUCUAACGAGGCGUCUACGGGAAGACCGCGCGGCGCUGCUUCGCCUUGAGAAAAAUCAGAGGAGACUGGUGACUGCGUACGAUUUCCAUUUAACGGCAUUGGCUAUAAUGCAGGGCUGGCCUGCUAUGAUUGGCGACCCACGUUACUGGCGGCGGUGUUUUCAUCACUUUGCUGAUGUGGCAGCGAUUAUGGCGCCACUAAUUGGGGACAAAAAUUUGGUGGCGCUGCUCCUAACAACUCUGAAGAAAAAACAAAAAGGGGCAGGGUGCCACCAUGUCGGCGCCCCCCAUAAGUGGAAUCGUUCACACCACGUUCCCCAACUUCCACGAGUGCGACUGAAAGUGGAGGAACAGAGGAAAAACAAGGGUGCGCCUCGACCGCGCUCAACCUUCUGGCAGUCGAAGUCCCUGCCAAUCGCACCUGUGAGGAAGCAGGAAUAUCUCGUCAGUCGUGUGUGUGCAACGCGUGGGAGCCUAUUACAAACUACGCGCAUGACCCGGACACUGCUCGAGCAUGGGAAGCGGCUAUCGACUUUCUAAACUCUUUCCACCACCGAGAAAGGACAGGGAAAGGCGAUCCAACGACCCGACUGAAGGAGAAAGGCCGCAGGGGUGCAGACUCCACGAUCAAGGGCCAGGCGAGUGCUUGUGACAAAGAGAGACCCAUCAGAAAAGGUUGCAGGCUAGUCACAAAAGAUGGCACUAUUAUAGACUCUGCCAUGAAAAAAGAGCCUGUAGAAAUGUUAUGGCCAGUUUAUUUUCGCAUGCGUCUCCACCUCAGUCUCUCAGCAUUUUCGCCCAUGUGGUAGCAGCCUCAGACGCAGUCCCCCUCAGUCCUAUAAGAGUAGCUUGGAAGUGAAGAGCUCGAACAGAUAAGGGGAAGCGGAAAAAGCUGUGUCCACAGGGGUUAGACGAAUCCAAGGGAAAGCUAAAAGGCACAAAUACCGGGGGGACGAGGCAAAAGUACCACGCCCAAAAGGGGGGAUCGCUCUGUCCAUUUUAUUGCCCGCGACUCUAAUUUCGGGCUACAAUCACCUAUUGGCAAAGCGUGGACCUGACAAGCGAUUUCGGAAAAUGCUAAAGCUGGAGCUGAGGACGCUCGUCGCACGCUCAAGAUGGCAAAUAACUUUGGAAGAAGUGUUAAGGCUGCCGCUGGUUCUGCCACUGCUUCUUCUUCUUCUACUUUCGCAGGUUGUCUAUUUGUGCUAGCUUCCGUUUCCUUUUGGGAUUUUGGGACUGUCAUCGGAUACUGAUUCAUCUGCGGUGGGCAUUUGUCUCGCCCCCCUUCUUGGACUCCGUGGAGGAGAACUUUUUGUGGUCUCUAAGCGUGGACCUGAACAACGAGAGCCGCGGACGCAGCGGAAAACCGUACAAAGUGGUGGAGGUCGACGCUCUACACCGGUACCACCCGCGAAAAGCUUGCCAAGACACUGACGGGGGAGUUCCUCUGAAGUUCUGCGACUGCGGACUGGUGUGAUUGGUCGUUCGAUGUGAAGGCUUUUAUGGUAGAAGCCAGGCAGAUGCAGAUCCAGAUGCCUAGUUCGUUUGGUUGGAUGAACCACGCGGAGCGGAAUGCCACAGCGCCUCACGUCGCUGGACUGUGUGUUGGUGUGGGUGUUUCCCUAAGGUGAGUGGCAGGGUCAGUUGGUUUGGGUUAGUGACGUGGCGAAAUCCGGAAAAGGGGCCGACGCGUCUCCAAGUCAGUGUCUGUCGAAGGUCGAUACAGAUACUCGCAUGUGGCCCUUACCUUGAGAUGCCGGGAGCUCAUGGACGCAGGGCGUGCUUAAGUCCAUUUGGAUGCUCCUUUCGUCCGCGCUGUGCUGACCGCUCAUCGGUUUGCCCGGUCUCGUUUUCAUCUCUAUCAUCUGACUACCUCCGACCAGUGCUACCCCUACCUCUGGCUCUACCGUCCCACCCUCUCCCCCGUUGUUGUAAAAUAAAGUAAUCUACAAGUUACUUCAUCUUUGCCCUUGCCCUUCUCACGCUCACCUUCAUCAUUCAUCCUUGUUAGGGAAAAAGCCACUAUCUUGAUCUACUUAUGUAAAGAUACCAGGAGACGCUUGCUACUGAAGUUGCUAACAGACGAAGCCGUCUCUUCUUUCAUCCAGCUCAGCACCCGUAUGCGAAGCAAGCGUAAGUGUGCAUCUGUGGAGUUUGACAAGGGUAUCUGUGACAGUGGUAGCGACAGGGGCGUCUGCCUGCGUGGGGGAUCUCCUUGAUCGCUUUCCCAGAAAUAGCCAUCCCGACGGACGUUAUAGGGAUAAGGAUUGAAAGACUUUGAGGACGUGACUACGCCAAGCGACUCGUUGGGGGGUCGUGGUUGGAAAAUUUCCC